AUGUUGAAACAUUGGAUAGUGUUGCUGGUUGCGGCUGGCAGUCAAGUCCUGUUUGAUGAGUUAUACCGAGAGGCGAACAAGACAAGUGAGUGGCAGGUUUCGUUACGGCGUGAGCUUCACAGACACCCGGAAGUCGGAUUGGCUACUCACUGGACAAGCGAGCGCAUUGCGAAAGAGCUGAAAGGGUUUGGCAUUGCUUACACGGCCGGUUGGGCAAAGGACGGCGACGAGGGAGGUGCGGGGAUAGUCGCGCAUAUCGGCAGUGGCCGUGAGCCGGUGGUGCUGGUUCGGGCGGACAUGGACGGACUGCCGAUAUCUGAGGCAACGGGUUUGCCGUUUGCAAGCGAGGUACCGGGCCGCAUGCAUGCGUGCGGUCACGAUGUUCAUACUUCCGUGCUUUUGGGGGCGGCGCGUCUGCUCAAGAGGCGAGAGGCGGGUUUGAAGGGGACUGUUCGCCUCAUGUUUCAGCCGGGCGAGGAGCUUGGGCUGGGCGCGACCCUAAUGGUCCAGGAAGGAGUCCUCGGGAAGGAACCGGGGAGCGCAAGCGCCAAGACAGCAAGCGCCAAGGUAGCAAGCGCCAAGGUAGCAAGCGCGUUUUCGAUGCACGUGAUGCCGAUGGUUCCUACUGGAGGGUUUGUGGCUACAGCAGGACUUCAGUUGGCCGGUGGGAACCAUUUUACUAUUGUCUUGUCGGGCGUGGGAGGGCACGCUGGUGCGCCUGCUGUGGCCCGUGACCCUGUAGUUGCGGCAGCUGCGUUGAUUUCUGGGGCACAAGCGCUUUCGUCCCGUGAGACGUUCGGCUGGGGACCUGAGCGCCACGGCCUUAUCUCGUUUACGCAGAUCUCGACUUUCGGGGGAGCGACAAACGCCAUCCCGGACGGAGUGUCCUUGAAGGGAACCGUUCGGAGUGGUGACCCAGCGGUUAUGAUGCUCAUGAAGGCGCGCCUGCAAGAAAUGGCGGCCUCGCUCGAUGCCGGCUAUCACAUAUCGAGCACGGUCGAGUGGAUGGGAGACAUCCCCAGGCUGUACAAUGACCCCGACCUCAGUCUUCGGCACUCCGACCUGGUUCGUUACGCGAACCAGGGGGUUUCUUUACCCAAGUUCCACUUCUUGUACGCCAUGGAAGAUUUUGCUUUCGUUAGCGACUUGGUACCCAGUGUCACCGUCGCCUUGGGUAUCGGAUCUGGUGCUCAGUUGCCCUCACACAUUACUACCAACACUAGUCUUCAUAACCCGAAAUUUGCUGCAGAUGAGCGAGUCAUGCCAAAAGCCUCAGCACUUUUUGCCAGCCUGGCCAUAUCCGAAUUGGAAUAUAGAAACACUGAGACCAGAGGCAAAACUCAAGAACUAUAG
This is a messenger RNA of Gregarina niphandrodes, 1353 nucleotides long. RefSeq names its product amidohydrolase. Gene Ontology annotation, biological process: auxin metabolic process. The record is from RefSeq and is a predicted model, not a curated record. The transcript has a single exon. Gene Ontology annotation, cellular component: endoplasmic reticulum. Lineage: Eukaryota; Apicomplexa; Conoidasida; Eugregarinorida; Gregarinidae. Gene Ontology annotation, molecular function: IAA-Ala conjugate hydrolase activity. The coding region runs from base 1 to 1353 and encodes 450 amino acids.